CAACUUUAGUAUAUAAAGUAUCACUGCCGCUGAUUUAAAAUCACAAACCCACUAAAGAACCUUGAAUGAAGAAUCAUUGAUCCACUCACCAUAUUUCCAAAACUACAACCAUGAAAAUCGGUAGUAUACUUAUCGCGAUUUGUGCUGUGUUAACAGGGUCAAUUGCUGUUCAAAAACCCAAUGCAGUCAAAAUUGUAGAUGCGUUGGUAGACACCGAUGAAAUAAGUCCAAAAUGCCUAGAGAGCUUAAAGCUUUAUGCUUAUCGACUGAAUAGUAUAGGAAGUGAAGGAGAUUUGUGGGCGCUCAAAAUGUUGGACGCUACAUCCAAAAUGCCCGUAGGUUUAUUGUCAUAUAAUUUUGGAGAGAUGGGAAAUUUCAAGCAGUGUACCGAGAUAGUAUCCCAAAGAGACCGCGUCAAGGGUAAAUACUGUUUGGGGAAUGUUGUUAUAAACACCACUGCAAUUGAUUAUUCCGCAAUAACCAGGAAUUACGCAUAUGUAAAGCGCUUAAUUACUAAAAUAUCAGACGGAGUCCACAUGGUAGGUUAUCCGACAUGGGCGAUAUGUCUGCCCAGUAACUGUACAGAUGAGGAUGCAAAGUACGUAAUGGGCAAAUCUCAAACUCUUGGAACUGGAAUAGAUUCCGUAAUAUGUCAGACCAUUGAAGAUGUUAAUCCGCCUUUGGACAACGCUGCAAUUAUUGGAAUAUCAAUUUUGAGUGUUCUAGUCGUGAUCGUUAUUAUGUCCACUAUUUACGAUAUAUAUUGUCAAAAUAUACAUAAAGAUUAUCAACAAUCGGCUUCUACAGCAUUUUCCGUAUACACAAAUGGAAAAAAACUUUUUCAAGUUCCAAAACGUUUAUCUCCUCUCAGUUGCUUAGAUGGUAUUAGAGUGAUUAGUAUGAUUUGGAUCGUAAUGCUUCAUACUUAUUCUGUAUAUACAACAGGACCAGUUUUUAAUUCCAAAGAUGUUGUUAAUCUUACCAAUUCGCUCAUCAGCAUGGUUUUCCUAAAUGGAAGUUUAGCCUGUGAUACGUUCCUAAUUGUAGGAGGCACUUUAGUUACUUACGUGUUUUUCAAGAAAGAAAAGUCGAGUGAAAUAAACGUCUCCAGUGUAGCCAGACAUUAUUUUCACAGAUACAUGAGGUUAACUCCUGCAUUAGCAGGUGUAGUAUUAGUGUCAGCCACUCUUCUGAAAUACAUGGGAUCAGGACCUAAGUGGCCCAAUUUUGUUCAGUUUUUUCAAGGAUUUUGUACGCAAUAUUGGUGGACAUCUAUUUUGUAUAUUCAAAAUGAGGUCAAUUCUGAUCAAAUGUGCGCUGGACAUACAUGGUACCUGGACGUAGACAUGCAAUUAUAUAUUUUGUCACCAUUUAUAUUCUGGAUGCUUAAAAAAUAUACAAAAACUGGUUUAGCCUUCUUAGUCUUUGGUACUCUAUCUUCCAUAUCUAUUGGUUUCUUUAGGGCCUUUGAGGAUGAAUUAUCUGGACUGCAAACAAACUAUUAUUCGAAAACUCCAUUCAACGUCUACAUGAAUGACUAUUAUCUAAAGACUGAAACAAGGGCUGCACCAUGGUUCAUUGGGACCAUCUUGGGGUACAUGUUAACUAGGAAAACAUUUAGAGACAGUCGUAUCUCAAAGCACAUCGUAAUACCUAUGUGGUUUUUAAGUUUGACUGUGAUGCUUCUUUGCGUACUUGGAGGCCAUAGUACUUUAAGAGGUCCAGAAUAUCAUAGAUUAGAAAAUGCUUUUUAUAUUGCAUUAGUCCGACCGUCUUUUGCGUUAGCAGUAGGAUGGAUAAUAUGGGCAUGCGCUACUAACCAUGGAGGAUUUAUAAAUACAGCAUUAUCACAUGGAGUAUUCCAGUUUUUAAAUAAGUUUAUCUAUAGCAUGUAUUUGUUGCACGUUACCUGUCUGUAUAUGAUAAUGUUUUCACAGAAGAGGCCACUUUAUAUGACAAUCUUUAAUUUGGCUUACUGGUUUUGGGGAAUAUUUAUGUUAAUGUUUGGACUAUCCAUCAUAUGGGUACUCGUUUUUGAAAGUCCUAUGAUUGUUUUAGAAAGAAUAAUAAUUUCCAAACUGAAGAAAAUGGGUUCUAAAUCCAGCAAGUUGAAUAACCAAGCUGUAUCCGAUAAAACGAAAAAAGGACUACCACUAUAUAGAGAAAAUUGUUGUAUGGAGGACUUCAGAAUUGUAAAUAUACCAAAAAUGUAUUCGGAAACAAAGCCUGUAACAUGUCAAGAAGAAGUUCGGUUAUACCAAGGACAAAGUUGAUGUACAAUAUUUUAUAGUUCCAAUAGCACAGAAAAAACACAUAUGUAGUUUAUAAAAUCCUAGUUCAAAGAGAAGCUAAGAACAUCUUUUUACAGAAUACUUAAAUGAUGUUUCACAAUUUCCUUUAUGAGCACAUAUUUUAGUUUAUAGUUUAUUUACUAACGAAUGUAAUAAAAUAAUAAUUAUAAAUAUGUUAUUGUUUAAGUAGUUGUUAAUAUUUAUGUAUAUGUCUAACUUGUUAAGUUAACGUGAUAUUCUGUCAGUAUUAAAGUUUAAAUAGAUAUUUGUUCACCAA
Molecule: messenger RNA, 2568 nt
Organism: Diabrotica balteata
Lineage: Eukaryota; Metazoa; Arthropoda; Insecta; Coleoptera; Chrysomelidae
Source: the annotation of a GenBank genome assembly